AUGCUCCGAGUUUUGCGACAAACAACCCGCCUGGGUCUCUACCAAGCGCGAUGGAACUCGACAGCCAGCCCAUCGCUGCCGCCAUUGAUGACUACAUUGAGAACUGAUUUGAAGACUGCGAUGCGGUCAAAGGAUACGGAUAGACUGAGCGUCCUCCGAGCACUGAUCUCCGAGACCAACAACUCGCAAAAAACCUCGUCUCCCAUUCAGACAGACCUGCAAUUACUGGCAUUGAUCCGGAAGCGCGUCUCUGCCUCCAAAGACUCGGCUCAGCAAUUCCUCAGCGCCGAGCGACCGGAUCUCAAGGAGAAAGAGGAUAAGGCUCAGGCGAUCCUUGAGGAGUAUGGAAGUCAAGUGCAAACAAUGAGUGUCGACGAGAUCAAGCAGAUUGUCGCGGGCGAGGUAACAAAGCUGAAGGAGAGUGGCAAGAAGCUGGAGAUUGGUACGGUCCUCAAAACCCUCUUUACGCCCGGGGGUGCCCUGGAUGGCAAGCCUGCUGAGAGAGCCGAGGUUGCGAAAAUCGCAAAGGAGGCUGUUUCUGCGGCUUGA
Aspergillus puulaauensis is the source of this 549-nucleotide messenger RNA. RefSeq lists its product as uncharacterized. Gene Ontology annotation, molecular function: carbon-nitrogen ligase activity, with glutamine as amido-N-donor. The record is from RefSeq and is a predicted model, not a curated record. Gene Ontology annotation, cellular component: mitochondrion. Lineage: Eukaryota; Fungi; Ascomycota; Eurotiomycetes; Eurotiales; Aspergillaceae. Bases 1 to 549 code for a protein of 182 amino acids. The transcript is spliced from 2 exons.